UUUCUGUAUUUUACAAUAUUUGUCAAACCUUAAUGUAAGUAAUUAAACACAUUCUGUUUAUUUAGUAAAUAGGUAUCAGUAUUUUCAUAAUGGAUCAAUUUGAAAAAUUAAUACUUCAUUGGAUAUCUCUGUUUGAAGACUUUAUAGAUUAUGAAUAUUCAAACAUUUCUUCACUUAUUAAAAGUAGUAAUUUUAAAAACCUAGUUAAUGAUGUAUUUUGUUUUAAACCUUCAAUAUUCACUACUGAAGAUGAUCGAUUAUACAACACUAUUAAGAUUAACUAUCAAGAAUUUGAAGUUCAGCAACCAUUACUUAUGUAUACUGAAGAAAAUUCUUGUUAUACUUGUGUAGUAGUACUCUUACAUGCGUUAUUGAAGUGUACUAAUAAUAAAUAUAGAGAUCAAUUAAGUGAAAAGAUGAAUAGUAAAGAACAAGUGUUUCUUGCAAAAUUUUUAGAAGUUACACAAAGUAUUGAAUUUACAAAACACAAUAUUUCCGAAGCAUUAGAAAUAGCUUACUCAAAUAAAGAAAACCUUACAGACUCUUUAAUAACUGAUGAUUUUUCAAACAAUGUAACACCAGUUAAAACAAAACCAUUGAGACGUAGUUAUCUUCAAGAAUUUUGUGAGUCACCAAAAUCACAAUCUUUAAUUUAUAAAGAGAAAGAAAAACUUAUCAACAAACUCACAGAAGAUUAUAAAAAUGAAUGUGAAGAAAAUGAUAAGCUAGCUGAUAAAAUAAAACAGUUAGAUAAUUUAAACAAUAAGCUAAGUACAAAGUUAGAAGAUAAAGACAAGUUAAUUAAAUGUUUAAAAGAUGAGAUUGAAGAACUAUCGAAGCCUAAAGAAUUACCAGUUGCUGACAAAGUUUUAAAUAAAUUACAAAUGACGAAAUUUCAUCAAGAUAUUUUUGAUUUAGAGAAAAGUGUUGCUGAACUAAAACUUCAAAUUUCAGAAAUGGAAAUUAGUCAAACGAAUCUUCAAAAUCAAUUACAAAAAAAAAUAUCAGAGAAUAAAAUUCUUUCGUCUGAGUUUGACAAGAUUGAAACAGAGAAAAUUGAAUUAGAAAAAUCUAUUGAAACCUAUAAAAAUAAUAUCUUUGAAAAAGAUAGGGAAAUAACUUCUUUAAAGGAUGAAAUACAUAGCAAAAUUCUAUCAAAAAGUCCAAUGUCCAAUUCUUAUAGUAAUGAAGCAAGUUUAGCCAACUCGAAUACUUUGUUUGAUGAAUUAAAAUGUCUUAAGCUUGAAGAAGUGACUAAAGAUAAAGAGAAGUUUAAACAAAAAUAUAAAACAACAAAAAGAGAUCUCUUAAAUACUGAAAAUCAACUUCAAGAAUUAAAUUCAAAAAUAACAAAGUUAAAACAACAACUAGAAACAAAUGAAACAAAUCAUAAAGAUCUUAUAAAUGAUUGUUCAAAUAAAAAAAAAGUGUUACAAGAGUCUCGUAAAAAGAUAAUUUCAUUGGAAACCAAAAAUAAUUGCUUAAAAAAUUGUAUCAAAGAUAAAGAAAAUGUUAUUAAAUCGGUCUAUACACAGUUGAAUGAAAAAGAAAGUAAAAUUAAAGACUUAUUAAUUGAAAUGGAAAUUAUAAAAAAAUCAAAAACAAUGAUUGAACUAAUAUUGACAAAAACUAAUACUGAAAUUGAAGAGUUACAUGAAGAAAAUAACAAGCAAGUCACUGACUUAUUAGUCUCAAUUGAAAAUUUUAAAGUUUCAGAAAAUAAACUUUCUCAGAAGAUAUUAGAAUUAGAAAACAAUAUAACAGAUUUAAAAAAAGAUUUAGAAAGUAGAGGUAAUCAAAUUACUCUAUAUGAAAAUAAACUAUCAGAGAAUUGUCAAAUAUUAUCUGUAAAAGAAGAACAGUUAGGAAUGGUAUAUCAAGAAAAGGUUGUUACUGAAAACCAGUUAAAAAAUUUAUCAGAAAAAAUUGAUGCUCAAGAGAAAUUGUCAAAAAGUAAAAUAUUAGAAAUGGAAAACUAUCUAGAAUAUUAUAUUGAAGAACUUGAAAAUUCUACAAAAAAAAUAUUAAAUUUAGAAAAAACAUUGGAUGGCAAACAAAAGAAUUUAGACAUACAAAUGAAGUCAAAUAGUGACCAAAAAGAAGUGAUUAAUUUAUUAGAAAGUGAAAAAUUUACAUUAAACAAAGAAGUAUCAAAACUUAAUCAUGAUUUGAUAGCAAAAACAAAUGAAAUAAAAAAAUUAGAAAAAAAUAUAACACAACAUGUUUCAGCUUUAAAUGAAAAACAAAAAGAACUUGAAAAUAUUGUUACAUUAAAUAACAAUAAUAUUGAUGUCAUAUCAAUACUCACAAAAGAAAAAUUGUCUGUUGAAUAUGAUUUAAAAGUUGCUUUAGAAAAUAUAUUGAAUCAAGAAAUUAUUAUAAAAUCAUUGCAAGAGAAACUUUUUGCUAAAGAAAUGGAUUAUGAUAAUUUAAUGAAAAUACAUAAUUCCAAAGUUAAGGAAAUUAAGAAACUUGAUGAAGAGUUACAAUUAGUAACAAAAAACAUGGAAAAUAUGAAGGAUAUGUAUAAUGAGCAACUUAUAAAAGCAGAAAAAUGCUUAGAGAUUUCUGAAAAUAAAUUAAAAAUGCAAGAAAGUGCAUUGGAAUCUUUAGAAUGUACAUUACAUGAAAAAAACACUGAUAUGGAAAAGAAAGUCGAUUUAUUAAAAAAACUAAAAGAAAAUAUUAACAGUUUGGAAGUACAACGCUGUGAUUUAGAAGAAAAACUAGUAGGUAUUGAAAAGAUCUUAUUAACUAAAGAAAGUGAAGUCACAAAUUUAGAAAACAAUAUUUUUGAUAAAAAUAUACAUAUUAAAAACUUAGAAGAACAAUUAGGAGUUAUGUCUAUUGAAAAAGUAAUGCUUGAAACUAAUUUGAAUGAAACUGUUGAUCAAAUAAAAAGUUCACGUGAAGAUUUUACUAAACAAGUUAAUGAAAUGGUUAAGCAAUUAAAUGAAAGAGCUGAAGAAAUUGGUUGUUUGAAAAAUCACUCAUCAAAUCUCGAACUUUUACUACAGGAAAGAAAAGUAGAACUUGAUGAUCAGAUUUCUUUAUCACUAGAACAAAUUGAAAUUUCAAAAAUGUUAAAGAUGGAAAAAGAGCAGUUAGAUAGUCAAAUUAUUGACUAUAAUAAAUGUGUGGCAACCAUGAAAAAUGAGUUAAAAUGUCAAGAAGAUAAGAUUUAUAAAAUAGAAAUGACAUCUCAAAAUUUAAAGGAACAAUUAAAUAUUGUUUCUUUAGAAAAAUUGAAUUUAGAAAAUAAUUUAAAAAGUAAUGUAGAAGACUAUGAUGAGAAAAUAAGAGAUUUAAAUGAUGCUCUUGAUAAUCUUAAGAAAGCGUUAACAGAAAAAGAAUGUGAAUUAAGAAUAAAAGAAAGUGAUUUUGAAUGUAUAAAAGAAGAAAAUAAUAAUUUAAAAGCAACUGUAAAUUAUUUUGAAAAUCAAUGCAGCAAGUUACAAGAUAAUAUAACUGAGUUGAAUGGUUAUUUAGAACAAAAAGAUAGUUACAUAGAAUGUUUAAAAAAUGAUUUAUCUGAAAAUACAUGUUCAAAAGCUAUAAUUGAACAGCAACUUGUAAAAGUUCAUGAAGCGUUAAAUAUUAAAAGUAUAGAAUUAAACAAACAAAUUCAGCUUCUUGAAGAACAAAAAGAGACAUUUAAAAAAAUAUCUCAAGAGAAGGAAGACAUCUCUAACAAAUUAAACAGUGUCGAAAACAGUUUAUCUCACAAAGAAUAUGAAUUUAAUCUUUCUGAGGGUAAAUUAUAUGAUUGUAGUGUUACCAUAAAUAAUUUAGAAAAAGAUUUAUUUAAUAUGAACAAUGAAAAAUCAUCAUUGGAAUUGCAACUUAAUGAAAUUAAAAAUCAGCUCAUUAACACUAAAGAAGAGCUAAAUCAACAAUUUGAUAUUCAAAGUCAAUUGAAUUGCAAACAAGAAGACACAUGUAAAGAAAUAAAACUAUUAAAUGAAAAAUUAAAAGAAAUGGAAUCUUUGAAAUUAAAAAUAAAUAAUUUGACUUUUGAAAAUGGACGUCUAAAUAGUUCUUUAGUAGAAAAAGAUUCAAUAAUAGUUGAUAUUGAAAAAAUUAUAUCUGAACAAGAGAAAAACAUUAGAGAAAUUAAAGCUGAAAAAAUAUUUUUGCAAUCUGAAAUAGAAGAAUUAAAAGCGAUUUUAGAAAUUAAGCAACAAGAAUCAUUUAAAGAUUGUGAAAAUAUAAAUAAAGAACUUUUAGAUAUUAAAGAUCAAUUUAAAGAAAAGCAAACAGAAUUUAAUGAACAAUUGAAAAAGUUGGCUAGUUGUGAUUAUUUAAUAGCAGAGCUAAAUUCAGAAAAAAAAAAUUUAUUAAAAGAAAUUAAUUCAUUGAAACAUACACUAAGUGAUAAAGAUUUGGUUAUAGUUGCUAAUAAAACAAAAAUACAAGAAUAUGAACACUCUUUUGAUAGUUUAACAAAUGAAAAAGAAUCAUUAUUUGAUAAUUUGAGUCGAUGUAAUAUUGAACUUGAAAAUACUCGUAAUAAUUUAAUGUUACAAAUUGAUGAAAUGACCAAUAGGCUUUACUCUUUAGAAGAAAAAUUGACAAUUGAAAAAACAAAUAUGGCCUUCCGUACUAAAGAAUUGGAAGAAAAAGAUAAUCUUAUAGCUAUUUUAACAUCGGAAAAAGAUAAUUUUUGUAAUGAAAUUAACCAUUUAAAAAAUAGUUUGGCCAAAAAAGAUUAUGAUUUAAGUAUAAAUGUAGAAAAGCUAAAUAAUAAUGAAAAAAAAAUUAUUGAACUGCUGAAUCUAAAAGAGUACUUAGAAUUACAAUUGAAGGAAAACGAGAAUGUUCAUCAUGAAAUGAAAGAAAAACUGGAAGUAUCUUACAAAAAUUUAAACGAGAUCAAGCAACCUUAUAUUGAUUUACAAUUAGAACUUGUCAAACAAAAAGUACAAUCUGAUGAACAAGAAAGCCUAAUUACUUCAUUAAAAAAUGAAAAAAAACUUUUAAGAGAUGAUAUUAAAUUGAUUAAUGAAACUCUUUUACAGAGAGAUACUGAAUUAUGCAAAUUAAAAGUUGAUAUUAAUUAUUUCAAAAAUAAAAACAUUGCUUUUAUUAAUGAAUUAAAUAUGUUAAAAUCUCUGUUAAAAUCAUUGCAACAAGAAGCUGUGCAGCUGUUUUCAUUUGUAGAAAGCAAGUUAAACUACAUUGAAAAACAAUUUAGUUUACAAUUGUCUAAAGUUAUGAAACAAAUUGAAAUAAAACAAAGUACACUAUGUGUAAUGAAACAAGAAGUGAAUUACUUAAAAGAAGCAAAAGAUAACUUAAAAUUAUUUCUUCAAAAUAAAAAAGAAGAGUUUGAAAAAUACAUGUUAGAUUUUUUGAGUCUUUCUACUAAUACUGUCAAAAUUGAACCAAUAGAAGUAGAUCAUCAGAAUUCGUUGAUGGAAGUAAUUACAUCAGCGGAUACAUUUAUUGAACAAAAUGGUAUUCAACUAGGACUACUUGGUAAUCUUAAUGAAUAUUCUAUAAUUGAACGAUUAAAAAAAUUAUUUGAAGCACUCAAAAUGUUCAUAAUUAAUAUUAAUACUCAAAGUAGUUUACGAGCAAUAACCCAAACUGAUGGUCAACCAAUAACUGAUGAAGCUUAUAUUGAGUUAUUAGCCAAAUCAAAAAUACAACAUGAAAAAAUUAAAAACUUAGAAAAUGAAAUGUUAAAACUAAAAACAGAGUGUAAUUACAAAAUGACCAAAGUACAACAGAAAACUCAGGAAUAUGUAACAUCUGAAUAUGAGAAAAAAUUUGAACGUAAAAGAGAACAAAUGAAACAAUUUUGUAAAGAUCUUGAAACCAAAAUACAUCAAGAUUAUGAAGCCAAAUUAUUAAAGUAUAAAGAAAAGAUUAAUAAAGAUGAAAUUCAUAUAAAAGAGCUUGGUCAACAAUUGUGGGAAGUUAGUGAAAAAUAUUUAAAGCUUCAACAAAAAGAAAGAAGAGAAUCAACUGCAUCCUUACCAUUUGAUAUAUUAUCAAAUGUAUCUAAUUUAUCCUCAGUCUCGAAGUACAAUUCUAAUACAUUACCCAAGUCUAGUUCAGUAGGACAUAUUAAAUCUUUAGUUGAUGAAUCCACACAAUUAAGUCAAAAUAAAAGAAAUGUACCUACUGGAAUUGGUAAAAAAUUCAGUUUAUCCUCUGGUAAAAUAUUUCCUAAAGAAGAAGAUGAAGAAGGUGAAAUGUUUAAUCAUUCAUGCUUAGCAGAUUUGAAACAAGGUAGAGUUAAAUUAAAUGAUAACAAUGGAAAGUCACAUGCUGAAAGAUUAUCAGAAUUACAAGCUCGUAAUUCUCUUUGCCCACCACAUUUGAGAAGUUGUUAUGCUGUUGAAACCAAUUAUUUGCCUAAUGCUUCAUUGAUAACUGAAGAAGAUAUUAAGACUACAACUAAUUAUAGUGAUAAUGAAUGUGAAAACUUAAUACCUAAUGAUCGAAAAAAAAAAGACAGAAAUCAGACAUCAUAUAAAAAACCUGGACCUCCUACUCCAAGUAAAAAUGGUGGACGUGUAUCAUUAUCAGGUAAUGGGAAAAGUUCAUUGAAGGAAACAAAAGAGUCAAAUUCAAACUCUAGGAGACGAGCUAGCAGUACUCCUAAUAAAUUAUUUAGUUUAUUUAUGAGUAAAAAAUGAUAACAUUUUUUAUUUAUAUGAUUAAUGUGUACACUUUUAUACUUAUGAUACUUUUAUACUUCAUUUUAAUUAAAAAAUUUUGUAAAUACUUUUCAAUGUUUUUGAAUUAUAAUUAAAAUAUGUGUUGAUUUCAUGAUA
Messenger RNA from Daktulosphaira vitifoliae (grape phylloxera), 6785 nucleotides. RefSeq names its product golgin subfamily B member 1-like. The record is from RefSeq and is a predicted model, not a curated record. Bases 90 to 6647 code for a protein of 2185 amino acids. NCBI's taxonomy places the organism in Eukaryota, Metazoa, Arthropoda, Insecta, Hemiptera, Phylloxeridae. The transcript has 19 exons.